AUGAAUAUCUACGCACCUGCCACUCAUUCCGACCGAUAUGCCUUUUAUGACCAACUACUUCAGCAGCCUCUCUUUCAAGCCCUUCUCAACAACAUGCACACCGCUGAUGGGAUGCAUAACAACUACCUGGCCACCGUCCCUGAUGCUCCCUCUAUUGUGUUAGGUGAUUUCAACUAUAAUUUUCGCCAAUAUCGCCCACCACCCACCGUGGCAUCCACUAACAUUCAUCCACAAUGGCUUUUCCACUCGGUGCUUACCCAUUAUUAUCAGGAAAGUACGCAUGAAUUAAGUCAGAACCCUUUGGUGCCCACAUUUCGCCGCAACACCACACUCUCUACCAUCGAUUACAUGUUUAUGGAUCCUCAACUUUUAGAUUUCAGAACCGAUCACUUUGUUCAUUCUGAAUGGACCGAUCAUGCUCUACUUUCUACACAACUGACAUUUGCGAACCCGGAUUUUGGUAAAGGUCUAUGGCGAAUCAACCCCCAACUAGCUCACAACAAGUUCUUUCAACAACGUCUGUUUGCUAAACUUGACGAGUUCCACGAUCAAAUAGCCUCCGAAUCCGCUGGCAUCAGGCCUCAGGAAGUUUGGGAUCAGCUUAAAGCAAUUACCCGUCAAGUCGCAAGAAGUUGUAGUCGUCGACAGGCCGAAUGGCGUCGUCGUCUGCUCUGUCGCCUCCAAAGCAAACGCAACAAGUACCUUCGCCUCUACAAGACGACGCAGAUACGCAACGAUCGCCUCCCACAAAUCGAAGCCAUGAUCGGCCACCUUCAGCAGGAGCUAACCGAUAUCCAAGCACUACGGUCCGGCAUAAAAUGGCGAGAACAAGGUGAGAAAUCCGCCGGUUUCCUCAAGCGGUUGGCCACCCAACGCACUCAACAACGGGCCAUCCCCACCUUGAUACAUCCCAUCUCGACCACCACCUGUGAGACGACAACUGACAAGCAGGCAGCCGCAGUCGCAUAUUACGACCGCUUAUAUACUGCUGAUGCGGUGGACAUUGACGCGAUCCGGCAUUUCACUGACCAAAUUCCUGCUACUGACCAAAUUCCAGAUUCUGAACACCCGGCAUUAUGUGAGCCUUUUACCUUGGAUGAUUUAGCCGACGCCGCUACACGGGCCCCUAAACAAUCCAGUCCUGGCAUUGACUCCAUACCCUACGCCAUCAUUCAACUUCUACUGACUCAUACUUCCACAGCUGCUGUCGCCCUUCGAGUCUAUUCUGACGCUCUGUUACAUGGUCUGUUCCCACAAUCUUGGCAGGAAACUUGCCUGGUGCUGCUUCCCAAGAAAGGCGACCUGUCACUGUUACAGAACUGGCGCCCCAUCAGUCUCAUUUGUUGUGAUGCUAAGAUCUUCACCAGGCUAUUGAACGCUCGUCUCAUGGAACACUUUCGCACCCGCUUGAGUUCCUCUCAAUCUGGCUUCAUGCCUCAGCGCUUCAUUGGUGAACCAGCUAUGAUUUUACAUUGCGCCCAAUCUCUUGCCACGGCCACUCAAUCCACGUCCAUUGAUUUACUGUUAGAUCAGGAGAAGGCAUAUGAUCGGGUCAAUCUUGACUACCUUUCCGCUAUACUCACUGCCUUUAACAUGCCUCCUCAAUUAACAUCAUCACUGCUUGCGCUGUUGGCUACCACUCAGGUACAGGUUAACAUCAAUGGAAAUCUGUCCGCCCCGUUUACUACCCACCGCGGCAUGCGCCAAGGGGAUCCCAUUAGUCCGCUAUUGUUCAACAUCAUUUUCGAUCCCUUCCUUCGUGCUAUCAACAACCAUCCGGAUAUUCAGGGCUUUGAUUUUGACUAUAUUGCUAACACGAAUUCACGUUUCCCCACACCACUUACUCAUCACGUUCCUGUAGCCGAUCCAGUCAAAGUUCUUGCGUAUGCAGAUGACACUCUCGUCUUCCUCAACGAUCUUGGUGAAUUUUACCAGCUUCAACAACUAGUCAGUAGGUAUGCCGACACUACGGCCCAACUGAUGUUCUCACAGAACAUCGAUGCGCUCUUUUGGGAACAUCGAUGUUCUCGUGAGCACCUCGAUGUUCCCAUAUCAGAACAUUUGGCUUUACACUGUGAAGAUAGUUAUCAGAUAUGCGCUUUUAAAUGGUAUGGUCAGACUUUUUGA
Mucor velutinosus is the source of this 2127-nucleotide messenger RNA. RefSeq lists its product as uncharacterized. The record is from RefSeq and is a predicted model, not a curated record. The transcript has a single exon. The coding region runs from base 1 to 2127 and encodes 708 amino acids. NCBI's taxonomy places the organism in Eukaryota, Fungi, Mucoromycota, Mucoromycetes, Mucorales, Mucoraceae.